Messenger RNA from Meira miltonrushii, 2833 nucleotides. Its product is annotated as WD40 repeat-like protein. Bases 100 to 2745 code for a protein of 881 amino acids. The transcript is spliced from 2 exons. Gene Ontology annotation, cellular component: HIR complex; nucleus. Gene Ontology annotation, biological process: chromatin remodeling; regulation of DNA-templated transcription; DNA-templated transcription. The record is from RefSeq and is a predicted model, not a curated record. NCBI's taxonomy places the organism in Eukaryota, Fungi, Basidiomycota, Exobasidiomycetes, Exobasidiales, Brachybasidiaceae. Gene Ontology annotation, molecular function: protein binding; nucleosome binding.
CAUUGCUUCUCAAUAUGGUAGAAGUCAAUCUACCAGAUUGGAUUGAACAUCCAAUCAUUGAUGAUAAAAAACGAAAAAGGCAAACGAUCUUCAGUGUUCAUGUUCACCCUGAUGGCAGUCGUCUUGCAACAGCAAAAAAAUGCAAAUAGACUUUUGUCUGCUAUGUCACGUCAUACUGGAUCUGUUCUUUGCGUGAGAUGGUCACCUUCAGGUCGAUUCUUAGCUUCAGGUUCAGAUGACACAAUUUGUCUUAUAUGGGAAUUAGAUCCUACUGGAUUGGGAGGUGGCACGUUUGGCUCUUUUGGAUCGCGUGAAGAUGAAGCAAAUGUAGAAAGUUGGAGACCACAUAGACGUUUGGCUGGACACGAAUCUGACGUUGUCGAUUUGGCAUGGAGUACAGACAAAGAAGAUAGCUAUUUGGCAACCGUUGGACUGGAUUCACGUGUGAUGGUAUGGUCGGGUCCACGAAAUGGUCCUGGUUCAUUUGAACGCGUUCGUGUCAUUACAGGUCAUCAAGGUUUCGUCAAAGGUGUCGUUUGGGAUCCUAUCGGUAGAUAUUUGGCUACAGCAUCGGAUGAUAAAACGAUGAAAUUUUGGCAAGUUGGAGGCGAUUGGAGUUUGCAAAAGACCGUCUCUAAACCGUUUGAGACGAGUAGAUCGACAUUCUUUCGUCGUUCAAGCUGGUCUCCCGAUGGUGUCCAUGUAUUGGCUGCAAAUGCAAUGGUCUCUGGAUCCGUAUUUGUGGCUAACGUGAUCGAUACGGAAGAUUGGAAAAGUGACGUUAGCUUGGUCGGACAUGAAAACGCUGUUGCAGUAACUGCAUUCUCUCCUCAGCUCGUUUACGAUAAGGGAGAAGAUGGACAAGAUUGCCUGACGACCUUGAUGGCACUCGGAUCACUUGAUCAAAGUUUGAGUGUCUGGCUAGCAGGACACAGAAGGCCAAUCUGUGUAGCUCGUGAUCUUUUCCAAUUACAAGUCAUGGAUCUCAGCUGGUCUUCGGAUGGAAUGACGCUAUACGCAUGCUCAGCAGACGGAUACAUUGCGUGUGUGAAAUUCACUGCUGAUGACUUGCAAGUGGCACCAGAGUCAGAACUGCAGAAAUCAAGGGAUAGAAUGGGAUUCGCAGAACAUCAAAGAAAGUUCCGAGCAUCAAGAUCUUCAGGACAAUCUAUGAACGGCGUAAAUGGAACGUCACACGGUACAGCCGACAGACCAAAUAUGCUUGUGCCACGAAAAGCUGGCGUGCCCAGAGCUGCUCUCACUCCUGCCGUUCCCACACCGGUAAGCUCACAAACUUCUAGAUUAACACAACAAAUCACUCUCACCCGUGACGGUAAAAGACGAAUCAGACCUACCCUUCUAAACGGAAGCCAAAGCACAGACCAUUCGUAUCCCUACGGAGGCUUGUCUUCUGUUGAUUCGAAUUUGUCGAGCAGCAGCGUUGUGGAAGUCGAUCCGGCCUCUUUCCCACUCCGUGGCGCAAAGAGAACAGCAAGUGCUUCUUACGGCGAUCAAGAUGAUUUGCAAACGCCCAGCACGAAACGGAUCAAAGAUGUUGGACGUACAUUGGGAGGAAAUCUUACACGCGAACAAGCAGGGCCUUCAACAUUGUUACGGUCAGACGUUCAUGCUUUGUUGGCAAGUAUGGGAGCAGGAAAAGUUUUGCCUUCACCGGCCGUGCUGAGCUCGUUUAAACGUGAAGAAUCAGUCGGAACAAUCGAAGUGCGCAAUUUCGAAGCUGCUAGGCCGACAGAGAUAUACUACUUCGAUGCAAAUUCAGAAGGACGUGCUUCUUGGAUGGAUUUCUCCAAUUCUGCUGCGAUUGCAGCCACUGUCAGCGAUAAAUUCUCUGCAAUUGGAUUCGAAGAUGGUUCUGUGGUUGUAUACUCGCCUAAAGGUAGGAUAUUGGCUAAUAUGCAUAUCGAAACAACAUGUCACAAGAUGGAAAGCCAGAAAGACUUUUUGGUCAUCAUCACCUCGCAAGGCCAAUUGAGAAGAUGGAAUGUCAAUACGAACAAGGAAGUGCAUCGACCAAUUUCCAUCUUGUCUCUGUAUGCAAGCAAAGUGGGACAUUUGCAAGAAGAUGAGAUUGCUCACUUUUGGGUACAUUUCAAUGGAAUUCCAAUCAUCAUUAUGCGCAGCGAAAAGGCAUAUGCAUUGGAUCCAGAGAGAAUGGCAUGGACGUUAAUCUCGAGCGGUUGGUUCGCUGAUUGCAGCCCUGUUUGGGAAGGUCGCACUCGUGCAAGAGGAGCAUCGAUUGAUGCGAACAGUGGAACGGGAAGCACUCCUUCAUCUAGACGUGAUACAGUUCGAAGAAUUGAGAGUACGAUCAAUGAUAUGGUCAUCAUUCAACGAUCAGAAACGGGUAUUCAACCUUCGGUCAAACCACCACAAGACAGGUUGGAAGAGUUUGAUGUGGCAAUCACUCUGAAACAUCUGGAAGCACGAUUCAAUGCGGCAGCGUUGCUUGAUAGUCCGUCAGAGUACAAGCUGCAUUUGACAAGUUAUGCAAAGAAGUUGGGUGAUGAAGGUAUACGUAAUCAGGCUGAAGAGCUAUGCAGAAGUCUGAUCGGACCAUUAUACUACAAUCCAAACGAACAACCUACAUGGAAAUCGACCGUUUGUGGGUUACAGAAGCGUGAAGUUUUGGUGGAAGUUUUGCGCAGUAUGUCAAAGGGUAGAUUGUUGUUGGGAUUGGUGGAACAAUACCACAAGCAUUUGAAAGAUAUUCAACAAUCCUGGUAAGGCUCGUGAAGCCAAUUUGUACAUUAGUGUAAACAAUGUAAAUUAUCUAUUGAUUUGAUCGAAAGAUCUGGGUAUUGUGAUACAGUUA